Messenger RNA from Mycosarcoma maydis (corn smut), 1890 nucleotides. RefSeq lists its product as uncharacterized. The record is from RefSeq and is a predicted model, not a curated record. The transcript has 2 exons. Gene Ontology annotation, biological process: regulation of transcription by RNA polymerase II. Gene Ontology annotation, molecular function: protein dimerization activity; RNA polymerase II cis-regulatory region sequence-specific DNA binding; DNA-binding transcription factor activity, RNA polymerase II-specific. Lineage: Eukaryota; Fungi; Basidiomycota; Ustilaginomycetes; Ustilaginales. Bases 1 to 1890 code for a protein of 629 amino acids.
AUGUCCGCUCUUCCCACCACCUCGUCCGUCGCAGUGUAUUCGUUGGCUCCCUCGGCGUCGGCAUCUACAUCCGCAGAAGCCAUGUUGCAACAUCCAGACUCGAUGGACAAGUCUUCCGACCUUCCUCCUAUGCCCGUCCCGUACGAAGACUUUCACUUCUCUCUCGACCUGCCCGCUGAGCUUGAUCUCAAUGACCUCCAAUUCCUCAGCUCCGUCGAUCGCAAGGGGGGUCCAUCAAAUCCUAUGACACCAGGUCUCACUUCCCAUUUCAUGGCCUCCACACCGCAGGCCCUCAACUUUGGCCAUGACGACGUUCACAUGGCUAGUAGAUCCAACAGCCGCAGGGGAAGCCUCUCAAAAGGCAGCAGGCCAGCGUCGCCCAGAGUCGGCUCUUCACGCUUCUCGGAAUCUGCCUUGAGGCCCCCGCCACCUCCCGAUUUUGAGCCCUCAAGACCCAACAUGUUUGAUACCGACGCCUUUGCAAGCGGCACCUUCUCGCCUUUUGGCAUUGGUACUCCCUCAGCUGGCGACAAACCAUCUCACAACAAUCCACUCUUUGAUGCAAAGGAAAAGAAUCUGCUUGUCAACUUCUUGGAAGGCUUUGAAUGGGACUUUGAUCCCAGCCUUCCCGAGGGCAUGCCGAGUUUCUCAGCAGCCGCCGCAGACAGAUCGGCAACAGCAGCUGCAGAGGCCAUGGGCUUCCCUUCAGACUCAGGCUCCGCAGCCGCCUCUAGUCGAGACCCCAUGCUUCACCAAGGUCCAGCUAUGUCGGCCGCAGCACGACGAUUGCAGACCCGCACAAAAGCAGCGGCAGGCGUCCCCUCUGCAUCUUCCGGUUCUAAUUCGGGUUCGGUGACCGCCUCUUCGCAAAGCCCUCACGACACUUCGUCUUCUGCCACGUCGCCACAUGGUUCCAAUCGUAGUCAACAGCAUCCAAGAUCACUCAGCAACACCAAGUCGCGUGCUUUCCACCGUGAAGCAGAUCUGGUCAACACAGCCUUUGGUGGCGCUUUGUCCGAAUGGUCUUUGGGAGCUCCGGCAUCACAUCAGCCGCCAGCUUCACAACAACACGCCAUUCACGACCACUCUGCGACAGGCAGCAAACGCCAUGCCGGCCACUUUGGCGACGGUGAUGCAGACGAGCAGACUCAGGCCGCACUAGCCCUUGGUUCGCUCACUGGCAUGCACGCAGAAAUGUUCCGAAUGAGUGCCGGCCUCGAUAUGGUGGCGCACAGUAACAACCCCACUCAAGCCCCGGCCUCACAACCUCCACGUCCCGCCGCUAAAUCCGCUUUGAUCGCCAAGAGUGCGUCCGGCAAAAAGCUCAAGGUAGAACACGAGGACGAGGAAGACAGGCUUGAUCGAACUGAUAGCAGCGCACCCAGCAAGCGCGAGCUGCUUACCGAGUCUGAGAAGCGUCAGAACCACAUUCUAUCGGAGCAGAGGCGAAGAAAUUACAUUCGGGAAGGCUUCAAAGAUCUCGUCGUUUUACUGGAUGAUGGGCGCAACUUUGGUGCUCGGGCAUUGGGUCUUUCUUCCGGCUUUGGCACAGGGGUGGAGGACGAAGGUCUCGACGAUCGAUCCGACAUUGACGAUGUGGUCGACGUGCUCUCUGUUGGGAGGAAGAAGCCUCCCAAGAAAACCAAGAAGGCGGGUCCCGAUGGAGUACGUCAGCGCGGCAAGGGAAGAGGUCGCGGAGGCAGUGCCGGAGGAGGCGCUGGUUCCAAGAGUGCCGUUCUGUUCCAGGCCGUCGAUCUCAUCCGAUGGCUGGACGGAAAGAGCAAGGAGCUCACACAGCAGUGCGAGGCUCUCGAACAGGUGGCAGGGAUUCCUGACCCCGAGAGUAUUGUCGCUGCUAACCGCCCAGCCAGUGCUGAGGCUGCCAACUAA